Messenger RNA from Leptomonas pyrrhocoris, 3465 nucleotides. RefSeq lists its product as hypothetical. The record is from RefSeq and is a predicted model, not a curated record. Lineage: Eukaryota; Euglenozoa; Kinetoplastea; Trypanosomatida; Trypanosomatidae. The transcript has a single exon. The coding region runs from base 1138 to 3465 and encodes 775 amino acids.
AGAACAGGGGUAGCAUGGGAGUGGAAGCACCCACUGUAGCAUUACCAAAGCAUCGUUGAACAGAAAACGCGUAGGCGCCUUUCUCGUUUCUUUCUUUUUUUUUAAUUAUCACUUCACCUGAAGCUCACUCCCCAUUCCGUAUUCGUGCAAUCCCUUUCCCCGGCGGUCAACACCGCUUAACAUCUUCAUUCACGUUCUCAUUCUUUAGCGUUUCGCGACACGGCUCUUUUGAUUCUCCGGUCACUUCAAACAGCCGCAGCCUUUUCUUCUUGUCUUUUUAAUAACGACGUAAAUGUUUUGUUUUUCUGUUUUCUUGUUGUUGUUGAUGCUGUUUUGUUUCUACCAUCGUCAUUGUCAUCGUCUUCGUUCAUUAGUUCUUUUCAGGUCAGUCAAUAGGCCCUCUCUCCCCCUCUCGCCGAUCGUGUCGCCUCAGCCCACAUGCGGUCUCCAACAUGUCUCUCCCGCGACCACCUGCAGCUUUCCACCGUCACGACAGUCGCGCAGCCUACGUCGCCGCCGGCAACACACACCGAAGCGGAUGACAUGGCCGCACUGCACAGCACCGAGGUGGACGAUACGACGGAGACCAAGCAGCAUGCAAUGCUGUCGAAGCACGACGGCGACUCCUCUUCCACCGGUCAUCACCACAACCAUCGGCGCCACAGAGUCACCACCACAACAGUAGUGGUGGCCGUCGACGCUGCCAACAACGGCGGUGGCAGACUCUAUCGCGAGAAGCCCAGCAGAUCCCCACGUAGGCACUCGCUGCAGCGCGUCAGUAGAGGGCGAGCGCCGUCGCUGGCGUCUCCCCGUAGAGCAGCAACAAAAGACAGCGUCACGGGUCAGCAUUCGCAUCCUGCACGCAACUCGUCUUCUCAUGAAAAGAACGAGUGGGGUCACUGCAGCAAACGUGUCGAUCGGCCUCACACCGACGUCCCGGACACGAAUCGCCCCAACAACGAUGCAUCUACCCAACCAAACUUUCGAGGCAACAGUUCUUUCCACGGGCAGCAGAGACAUCCUCUUCUACCCUUCACUACAUCCACUAGCAACAGCAGCAGCGCCACGAACACGAACACGAACACGGCGAAUGCUCCCUCACCUGCACGCAACCCUCAUCACGUGAAAGCUGCUGGUAUGAACUUGGCGGUGAGUCACGCCUCGUUGAGCCACGGCGGCUACCAGUUCUCUUUUCCGUCCUUCACCGUCAAGGGCGUGAAGUCUGGUGUUCCCCCUCCGCCGCUCUCGAAGCAGCCACAACGCCAACAAAUAAUGAACAGCGCGUACGACCUGGAUCCACACGCGCCUUCGACACCGCUAAUGUCCUCCUCCGUGCCGACCGACAUUCGUGCACGAGCGCAGCAACCGCCCGAGACACUCCAUGCUCCUUCCGCCUUUCCCUACCGGCGGCACGGGCAAGGGGUGGCCGGCGAGUCGCCUGGGCUGCAGCGCAUCUCGCACACGAGGCGACCGUGGCAGAGUAUGGGGGAGUGGAACUCGACCGGCCGUGUCCACGACGACGGCCACCCCCGACAGCCGGGUGCCUCUCGUGCGGCAGAAGAAGAAGUAAACCUCGCCACAACCAAGCGCCACGACGGUCAGCGUCGCCGCGGAAGCGCUGCUGUACUCUCAGAUACGAGUUGUGACGCACAGAACAUUGAAGGUACGGCUUUCCUGCUUACUGCAGAGCCGAGCGUGGCUGCGGUGAAUGCCAUCCUUCCAGACACGGCUCACAUCCGCGACUACCGCUUUCCCUCCAUCUUUGAUCAGCUCAGCAAGGCGUCUUCACCCCCGCAGUCUUUUCUUCUCGCACCUGGUGUGCAGCCGAGUCUACUGGAACCCGAGCUGACCUCCGCCGCGCCUUCUGUGAUGUGGCGGUCGGCCUUCGGGAGCUUCUCCACGGCCAGGCUCGAUGAAGAGGGGGGAGGGGAUCGGCGGACGGAGAAGGAAGCACGGGACUUCAUCGCCGCACCGCGGAGUCUUUACGGCUCCGUUGUGGCGGGGGGCAGCCGCACAGAAAUGGGCAGCUUCUUUUCUCCGAUGAACAUCCCACCCCCUGCGCUCUCCAGCAACAGUGGCGCGGAAGAGGAAGAAACGAAGAAUCCACCACAUCGGCGAGGUCCUCCAGCGAGAGGUGCGGUGGACGUGAAGUCGCUGCACGUGGAGGCGCCGCUGUCUGACGAAGACGAUGAAGGCAGCCAUGAAAGCAAAACACGUACUUUGGCGCUUGCAGCUCACCCUUCCGAUGCGACACAACGCGGUCACCACAACGCAAGCGAGCCGCGAAUUUCUCAAGGCGGCUCUCGCCACUGUCGGCCUCUGCCCAAGACUUUGGUGAAGACGAGCUCCCUCUUCAUCGCCAGUGGGAGCUCCUUUCAUCAGCCGGGGCGGACGACCAGCAAAUGCGAAAGCGACUUCUGGGAUGUGCCGCAGGAAGCCGACAGCGACGAGGAAGCAAGCGAAUCCGGCAGCAUCGGUGCGGUGGUGGACGCGAAGGAGCGCCGGUCACAGCGCAGCGAGCUCGCCCGCAAAGUGACGAUGUACGGCCGGAACUGGUUGGAGGAAACCGGCAGAGGUGGGGUGAAGGGAAGUGCAGGUCAGACAGGCAACAGCAUCAUCUACAGCAACAACGAAGAUGGUACGCCUGCUGCGCUUCAUGCCAACUCGCACGAAACCCCUCUUUGUCAUCACCGCCACCGUCACCACCACUCCGACGAGGGUGAUAACAUCUCCCCCUCCUCUGCAUCCUUCUACCGCGGAAACAGCAGUGACAGCGACAACUCCAGUGAUGACGGGCACACCAACACCGACGGCCGUCACACGUGUCAGCCUCCAUGGCAGCAGGAUGUGGCAGCGUUGCCACAGCAAGAAGAAAGGGAAUCCGUCGUGGAUGUUGCGGUGCUCCAGCGCAUCCUCUCCGCGACGGUGGACUGCAACGGCGGCCUCGAGGAGGAGGAGGAGGAGGAGUACGUCCGCGCGUACCCGACGGCGCCGGUCCCACCACUUCACCCUCCCCGACCGGAGCGCCCUGCGUACGCGCCGCCUACCGUGGCAGCCGCCCCUCUCCGCACACCAUACUUCGGUCGUGUGGGUAACGCUUCUCCCUUUCGAUACGCGACCGCGGCGCAGCAGCAGCAGCGUCAGCAUCACCGGAGGAGCACACCCACACGGUGUGUGGCAGGCAACGGCUUCACGCAGCCUGGCAGGAACGCGGGAGGGGGUAUUACCGGGACACAUGCGGCGGUGUACGUGCGUAUGUUUGCCCGGGGGCAGGGCUGCCAUACCUCCAUUAAUGGCCGUUGCACAUCCUCUCCAUCAUCCGCUGGCUCGCCCAACGGACACGCUGUGCCGUUUCGACAGACCGCAACAGGCCGGCCACGGGUGCACCAGCUGCUGGGCCUAAAUCCGAGAGCAGACAUUCGAUGGGUGAGGUCGCCAGACUGGCGUAGAAUGCCACCCAAAUAG